UCUCCUGGCCGUUUUGCCUUCUUUCAACACUCUCUUUUGAAUCAUUUGAUUUCAUCGCCAUAAUAUCGACGAUAAGUAAUUGACGGGACGGGAAACACAGAGAAAGAGACAGAGAGAGAGGGAUCUCGGAUACAGGGCAUUUGAGGACGUCCAAGGGCAGCCCGGCAGCGAGUACGAGUGACAUCUGGACUUUUUCACUCGAACCAUCCCAGCAAGUCUGCACAGAAGUGCUUCGGCCACCUUCACCUAUCUGCCUACCUACUCGUCUGCUUUAGUAGGUAGACAAGACAACAGUCACGAUGGAGGACGAGCGGCCAUUUACAGUUGAGAUUCCAAUUCGACCUCGGGAGCCGCGUCAUCGCGACUCGACCAUUGCCACGCAGGCCAAGAUCGAAGAGGUCAUUCACUCGCCCUUUGAACACCACUUCCGCUUAUCGCAACCGCAACAUCAACAGACAAAAUGUCCCGAGGGCCUGAAAAUCAUCUCGAGCACAUUCGCCAAGACGUUUCGCGAUCGGUCGCCGACUUCUUCGACCAUGAGCUCGACCCAUGUCCCGGACUCUGCGACAACCUGCUCUAUGCCCAUGUCUCCCACCUCUUCGACUUUCACGAGGGCCACCACGCCUGACAUCGACGGGCCGGAGCGCUUGCCUACCCCCUUUCUAGCAUCCAAGUCCGGCACGAACGGUCAUAGGUACCGGGAGUCUUGCGAUUCUGGCUCGACCUUUGUGAACUCCAUCCACGAAGAGAGGUUUCCGGCAUAUCCGGAGUCCAUCUGCAUUGGGCACCCGCACAAGGACGAGGACCCAAUGCCGCUCAUGGAUGUCGUCGAGCCGGAGGAUGAUGGGCAGAAUGACAUGCAGCACACAGCGGGGACGCCCAGGCCGCCGACGCCGGAAGAAGACUUCGAGUCACACCGUGAGCCGGCUGUUCCCCGCCAGCCACUAAACGAACGGUUGAGCUUUGACUCGGGCUCCGAUCGUCUUUCGCGGGCCUGGGAACCCGCGACGCCAACGCCGAUUGACUUCUCCAACGAGGAGGCUGACGCCGUUCUUGAUUAUGUCCUCCAGGUGACGUACGGCGUCGAGCUCGACGAAGUCAACAUGCCGCCGUCAUUCCUUCGCCAUUUUGUCUUUAGGUUCAUACAGGACAUCGGCAGGUUCGCCUUCACCGGGUUUCCUGUCACGACGACGCAGUUGACACACACGACAUCAACCUCGUCCAAUGGCUCGGUGCCUGUGGCUCGAAGAUCGGGAUCUGGUCGGGGCUCUCAGAACGGGAAACGGAAAAAGGGCGACGCAAGCCGCCUAGAAGGGGAUGAUGACGGCGACGACUUGACCGACGACGACGGCGACUCCAGCGUGCCCUUCAAACGAGCGAGGCCAACCCCCAGGGAAGUAGAAGAGAACCUGCGCCUCAGCUGUCCCUUUCGGAAGAGGAACCCGCAUCGGUUCAACGUCAGAGAGCACCACUCCUGCGCCAUGACCUACUUCCCAAAGUUCGCCGAGUUGAGGCAACACAUUGUCAAGCAGCACAAGCGCAACGACCCGUCGUCUUUCAUGUGUGACCGCUGCAACCGGGACUUCCCUAGCAAGAAGGACCUCAGAGACCACCAACGUCUACCCAAAGAGCAGAUGUGCGACGUCUCCGAUCAUGACCCCGAGUCAGGGAUCGAUGGGCCCACGAUGACGAAGCUGCUGAGCAGAAAGCGAGCAAGCGGCAUGACCCCUGAAGUGCAGUGGAAGGAGAUCUGGAACCUGUUGUUCCCUGACGAUGAUGACUACAAGGUCCAGCAUUUCGACUUCUGUCCCGUCAUCGAGCACUUUGAGCUGCAAGCCCAAUUCAUGAACAGCCUCAAAGACGUCGAAGACAGCCUCCGGAACAAGGGCAUGACCCAACAGGCACUGGAAACCAUUGGCAAUAUCUAUCGUAACCAGUUCAUCCAGGUCAUCGAGCAGUGCAUCACCAACGCCCAAACGAUGCCCUACUCCAACAGGAGUAACCGGAAGAACGAACCAUCUCCCUCCCGCUUCUUGGCUCCACGUCACCUGACCCGCACUGUCCCCCGUCCGGACUCGGGCGUGGAUGUCGACGAGGGCUCCGAGGACAGCCAGUCUGUCACCGUCUUUCCCGGGGGCGUCUUUGAUGGACAGGGAUUACUGGGCCACUCGGACAGCGUGAAAACCGUCAGACGGGUAUCUUCUACCUCGUCGGAGUCCAGGAGCUCGGUACCGCCAAGGCCGCUACAGCCUCUUAUGGAGCAACAGCCUGCCUCUGGAUUUGGUCUCGCAGGCUCUCCUUCUCCGCAGCAGAGGCUGUCGCCCUUGCUUCACCAGCAGCAGCAGCAGCAGCAUCAGCAGCAGAUACCACAACAGCCCACGGUAUUCGAUCAGCAGGCUGAUUUUAUGCCGAUGGUGAGUGGCGUGACGCCAGACAUGGCAACACAACUCUGGGCCUACAGCGAAGGCAAUGCCGAGACAGGAACAUCGCCGGGCGGGAUAGGCAUGUAUGCGCCAACAUUGGCUUCCAACGGGCAGAACCAGUUCCUAGAGUGGAACUCGGGACUGCAGAACUCUAAUGGGAUUUACGACUUUUCAGGAUACAUGCCUCGUUGAGUCUAACAGAUGAAGGGAUGGUUUGUAUUAAUAAUGCAUGAAUCAGGGGUUCGUCUCUUAAUAGCUCAUAUGCGUGUGUCAUGGCUUGACCUGGAUAAUGGAGGAUACCGUAAUGGCAGUCACACUGUUCGCUGAUUGUUUCAGCACCCAUGAGGCGGCCGCACCCAUUGAUUUGUGAACAAAGUCAACACGGCUUUCGCCCUGGCAGGGAAAUCGGGACUUACUGACUUACUGACUGAGGGACGCAUGGUCGCACCACAGCAGCCAGCAGAUAUUUGCACCAGGGCCAGGCGAAAUAGGAGAGGUUUCGGUUGUGGAAGACGCAAUGAAGCAAGUGGGAAAUCGCAUUGGAUGGGGAUGAUUAAGUAGACUCAAUACAUC
Messenger RNA from Colletotrichum destructivum, 2996 nucleotides. RefSeq names its product Putative Zinc finger C2H2-type. Bases 300 to 2615 code for a protein of 771 amino acids. The record is from RefSeq and is a predicted model, not a curated record. NCBI's taxonomy places the organism in Eukaryota, Fungi, Ascomycota, Sordariomycetes, Glomerellales, Glomerellaceae. The transcript is spliced from 4 exons.